AUGCCAUCGCUACCUGAACUAACGAAGGGACUAAAGUCUGCAUUUGAAAGUAAACAGUAUGAUAUCUGCUUGAAGUUGCUGGUCCCUAUUAAACUAGAAUUGAUUAAAGCAAAUCUUUUGAUACCUGAUAUUAAGAAAAGCCAGGAGAAUACAGACUACUUACAAGAUUUGAACAUAGCUAAGAAGAUACUGGAGAUUGGGGCUCUCUCGAGUGUAUACUGUGAAGAUUUUGAUGCUUUUAUGAGCUAUUACUCCCAAUUAAGUUCUUUCUUCUUCUCGGAUGUGAAAGAGUUGAGUGAAUCUGACAGCAAGUACAAGUUGAUAAGUUUAUACUUGCUAAUUCUUUUAGCCCAAAACGAUUAUACAAAACUACAUUCUGAAUUUGAGUUCUUAAGCAGAUACGUUACAAAUUUGGAAGAGAGCCAGUACUUAUCCUAUCCUGUAAAGUUAGAGAGAUUGUUGAUGGAGGGUUCUUACCAAAAAGCAUGGGAUUUGUUGCAAAGUGGGACUAAGGUUGAAGAAUUCAAUGUGUUUACCAAAACGUUAAAGGAUGCUAUUAGGGAGGAGAUCGCCUUGAACUCAGAACAAGCGUACAAGUCUUUACCUUUGUUCAAUGCCAAAACAUUACUUUUCUUUGAAAACGAGAAGGAGAUGGAAGCAUUCGCCAAAGAGCGUGGCUGGAACGUUAAUCAUGGUGUUAUAACAUUUGGAACAGAUGCUGGUCCAGAAAAAGUGGAAACAGGGAACAUCGUGGACAUGGCCGUUGACUACGCUGUUCAUUUGGAGAGUAUUGUAUAA
Messenger RNA from Kluyveromyces marxianus DMKU3-1042, 798 nucleotides. It is a transcript of the gene RPN12, whose product is annotated as proteasome regulatory particle lid subunit RPN12. The record is from RefSeq and is a predicted model, not a curated record. NCBI's taxonomy places the organism in Eukaryota, Fungi, Ascomycota, Saccharomycetes, Saccharomycetales, Saccharomycetaceae. The coding region runs from base 1 to 798 and encodes 265 amino acids. Gene Ontology annotation, biological process: proteasome-mediated ubiquitin-dependent protein catabolic process. The transcript has a single exon. Gene Ontology annotation, cellular component: nucleus; proteasome regulatory particle, lid subcomplex; proteasome regulatory particle.